Molecule: messenger RNA, 3009 nt
Organism: Rhodamnia argentea
Lineage: Eukaryota; Viridiplantae; Streptophyta; Magnoliopsida; Myrtales; Myrtaceae
Product: putative disease resistance RPP13-like protein 2
Exons: 3
Coding region: 1-3009 (1002 amino acids)
Biological process (GO): defense response to other organism
Molecular function (GO): ADP binding
Source: RefSeq, a predicted model, not a curated record
AUGUCGGCGGGGACGGACUGGCCGAGAGAAGACGCAUCCUUUAAGGUUGGUCAAGUGAGGCAUUUGGUUGAACAGGUUGCUGGCGUCGUCAGGCGUGGGGCAAGGGCAAGAGUUGGGGUCGAUUUGGUAGAUAGCGAAGGCAAGAAGCGGAUAGCUCCUAUCUGGAUCCAUGGAUUUCUCUGGAGGAGGCUGAAUCGAGUGCUGUUCUGCCUGCAUCCGAUAUCGAUGGCUACUUCUGAGGUGGUCAUUUCACUCGAGAUCCGCAAUUCGCUAGACAUGCUCUCCGAGGGAAAAGUUCUCUCUCGUGGAUUGCGCUAUCGAAUGAGAACAGCAAUUAAUGAUCUCCAGAAAAUCUUGAGCACCUCCAAGUUACUGGAAUCCAGCACCGACGACGACCAGCGAGGCAACGACCACGGAUCUUGCCUCCAGGAUCGAGCUCGAGGUGCUGUGGACAUCGCCCAUCAGAUCCUCCUGGAAGCAUCGCAACACUUGAUGUCUUCCAAGGGCCGCCUCGCAAACAUUCAUGCAUUAGUCCGCUUCAUGUCGCUCAGGAUACAUGUGCGCGCCACCGAAAAGAAGGCUCUAGAUUUCCUCAGAGGCGUCGAGGAAUUGUCCAAUCAUCUUCCCCGGGGGCAAGGUCUGCCUCCUAAUGAUCUGCUUAGUCUUGAUGAAAAUGCUUCAUCUAAGAAUGCAGAUCAAGGGAAUGUAGGUCGGACUUGGAAGAUCGAGUCGGAUAUUGUGGGCCGUAAAGAUGAAGCUUGCAAGCUCCUAGCUCAGUUGAUAGUGGAAGAUGGCGAUCAGGAUGCGUUGCCACUUCGCAUCGUUUGGGUGGUGGGGAAAGAAGCCAGCGGCAAGACGGCCCUUGUGAGGAGCGUGUACAACAGACUCGAGAUAGAUCAUAGCUUCCAAUUUUGCGUCUGGGUUGGUGUUCAUGAAAAAUUCACCUUGAAAGAUCUCUUGGUGACGAUACUGAAGCAAACACCUCAGAAAGAACUGAAGGAUCUAGAGCACAUAGAGGAAGAAAACCUGAAAGAGAUCCUUCAUAAGGCCUUAAUGGAAUUGAAGUAUCUCAUUGUGUUCGACAAUUUGCAUAAGGUCGAGCACAUGGACGAGCUCAUGAUCUUUCUCCCAGACUCGAGGAGUGGAAGCAGAGUCAUCAUCACUGCUCGGGAUCCUGAAAUUCCAUCAUUUAUGGAUCCUUGGGCUUCUCCUGUCGAGUUGCAUGAAUUAGAUGCAGACCAGAGCGAGUGCCUGUUGGGGGAAUGCGGCUCCUUUGCUGCAGAUACACGUCUUAAAGCGAGCAUCCUGAGCAAGUGCAAUGGCUCUCCUCCGGGGAUUUUGCUGCUCGGAGGACUUGUGGUGGCAAGCGGCGAUGCUUCUCCUGUCAUGGUGGAUCGGCACGCUGAAAAUCCCACAUUCAGUGACAUCAUGUCCUUGAGCUACAACAAAUUGCCUUCCAUCCUCAAGCCUUGUUUACUUUAUUUGUGCCUCUUUCCAAAAGACUCGGAGAUCUCAACGAGGAGGCUCUUCCGGCUGUGGCUUGCCGAAGGAUUGGUCAAAGAGGACGGGUUCAAUGCCGAGCAGUGCUUUCAAGAAUUGGCUGGUCGAAACUGGGUAAAUGUGGUGAGAUAUAAGAAGCUCGUCAGAACGGCCAAAUCGUGCCGUGUGCCUAGUUUCAUACACGAUUUCUUGUGCAAGAGGGCAAAGCAACUCAGACCCCAGAUCCAUUCGAACACCAAGUCCACUAAUCAUAGUGAGCAACCAAAGGUUGAUAAUGGCUGCUCAUCGUGGAUUGUCCAAAAUCAAGAGGAUCACCAAGGAUUUCAACUCCAAUACCUCCGUUCCUAUGUAUCCUUCAACACGCAGAAGCAAGGGACGCGCUCGAGGGACGUGGAAGAGUUGCUCCAGCCAUUGAUUGCAAGGGGGGACUGUGGUCUGCUCAGGGUGCUCGACCUGGAGGGGGUUUACAAGCCGUUGCUCCCGAACAAACUUGGCAAUGUACUGCCAGACCUGAGGUACUUGGGAUUGCGAUGGACAGUCCUUGAUUCGAUCCCGGAAACCAUCGGGAACAUGUCCUGCCUCGAGACUUUAGAUCUAAAGUACACUAAUGUUAGGAGUUUGCCGAGUUCGAUUUGGAAGGUGAAGUCCCUCCAGCACCUGUACAUGAAUGAGGUAUGCUUUGAUAAGUCUACCAAUCUUCGUAAACAAUCUGCGAAGUACCCGAGCAAUCUCCAAACAUUAUGGGGGUUAUAUAUCGGAGUCGCUAAGAGUCCCAUGCUCAAUGUGCUUAGAAAAUUGACCAGGCUCAAGAAAUUGGGGCUGACGUGUGAUUCUCCGGUGAUCAAGGAAGCGACCGAGUGCAUCUCAAAUCUCACAGAGCUGCAAUCCCUCAAGCUGAGAUCCAGGGAUCUCUUCGGUCAGCCCUCGGAACUCAGCUUGGGCAACAUGAGGGGACUCGACUCGCUUUCGGAGCUGUACUUGCUGGGGAGCUUGCCCGUGGGAGACGGCUUGACACUCCUUCCUCAGAACCUGAAAAUCCUUACCUUGUCCAUGUCAGGACUAGACGAUCAUUCCAUAGAAGUCCUGGGAGGGUUCCAGAGCUUGGAAAUCCUCAACCUACUUGCACGCUCUUACGCUGGUGAAAACCUGAACUGUGGCUCAGGUUCAUUCCCAAGGCUCCGCGUCCUCAAAUUGUGGAUGUUGGAGAAAGUGAAAGAAGCUCAUGUAGACAAAACCGCUCUUUCUCGCUUGGAAGAGCUGGAGAUCAAGAACUGCGGACUCCUAGCGUCUGUUGAUUCAUUGGAUCAUAUUCAAUUCCUGAAAAAAAUUAGUUUGAUUGAAGUGAAGGAAGAACUGGCUACGAACAUCAAAGGACGACUGACCGGAAAGCUAUUCAUCAACGGGAAGCAAUUGGUGACCUCUUCUUCUUCUUCUUCCCGCCAAGUAUUCAUCAAAGAGACGCAAUUGGUGACCUCUUCUUCUUCUGCGCAGGCAAGGCAAGAUAAUUGA